ACCGACCUCACGUCCUCAACGCCAGUGGUGCUGCCAAGUGGGUGGUUUUGGCGCAUUUCGGCUGGUUUUACGCACAAUUUUAAAGUUAUCAAGAUGGUUUGGGAAAAGAAGAUGAUCGCGUACGAUGACCCAGACGAUGAGGAGGAAGAGGCAGCUGAAGAAGAGGAGGAAGAAGAGGAAGAGGAAGAGGAGGAAGAAGAGGAGAUGGUGGACCCUCUGGAGACGAUAAGGGCGAAGUGUGAGGAGACAGAGCACUGUGUUCACUACAAAGAGAAGCUGGAGGUGUGUGAGGCGCGGGUGGGCUCCAGGUCCAACACUGAGGAGGACUGCACAGAGGAGCUGUUCGACUUUCUACACGCACGGGACCACUGUGUCGCACACAAGCUUUUCCACAAAGUCAAAUGACCUUAUCCACGUCCAUAUGAGUCUGUAUGAGUCUCUAUCCCCAUUAACUUAUCAUGUGUGAGCUGCUGGCACCCCCCUCCUCCCCCACUCCAGCCUGUAGGACACGUAACAUCAUGGAGCGGGCAGCGGCUGGUGACCCCCUCCUCACACUGUGGUCUGUGUGAAUGCAUGUGCUGCGCCAGUGUUGACUUCAGAUGUAAAUUCAUUGUUCUAGAUGAAAUAAUAAAUAUUUUCUUGGGUUUUCAGUCUGAA
This is a messenger RNA of Boleophthalmus pectinirostris (great blue-spotted mudskipper), 657 nucleotides long. Its product is annotated as cytochrome b-c1 complex subunit 6, mitochondrial-like. The record is from RefSeq and is a predicted model, not a curated record. Gene Ontology annotation, biological process: mitochondrial electron transport, ubiquinol to cytochrome c. The transcript has 4 exons. Bases 94 to 405 code for a protein of 103 amino acids. Lineage: Eukaryota; Metazoa; Chordata; Actinopteri; Gobiiformes; Gobiidae.